This is a messenger RNA of Cylindrotheca closterium, 1134 nucleotides long. The record is from the annotation of a GenBank genome assembly. Lineage: Eukaryota; Bacillariophyta; Bacillariophyceae; Bacillariales; Bacillariaceae.
AUGAAUGUGGACGGAAUGAUCAUGGCUCCAUUGCAAGUUCACAACCCUACGGAGUACAGCCAAGAAGAUCCUGGCAUUAUGGUCAAUGCUCUGCCAAUAUUCCAUGUGUCUAGUAUUCGUAAGAUUUGCAAGCUUGGCAGCGGAUCUCACUCUGACGUACAUCUUGUUUCAACGCAAAGUAGGCAACAGCUAGCGCUAAAAUGUCUAAACCAAACCACAGUUCUGAACCAAGAGCUAUCUGCUGACCUCACAAGUGAUUUGAUAAUGGAAGCACAAAUCCUUGCUAGCCUUGACCACGAGAACAUUAUCAAGAUUCGUGUGGUCUGUUGUGAUCCCAUUGAAACCGGUACGGCUGGUUCCGGGUACUUCUUCCUCAUGGAUGUGUUGUCUGAUUCCCUCGUGGAGAGAGUGCAGCGAUGGUCCAAGGACGAGAGCUGUUACAACGGAAUCCGAUCCUCCAUCUUGGGAAAUCGAUUGAGAAAGCUUAACACUAAGAAGAUGAUAAGUCGCAUGGAAACUGUAGCGAUUGGAGUCGCAAAGGGAAUGGCAUACCUCCAUAAAAAAGGAGUAGUUUUGCAAGAUCUCAAGCCUGCAAACAUUGGAUUUGAUAUGCACACUGGAGAAGCCCGUAUCUUCGAUUUUGGAAUGGCUAGACAUGCUCUAGACCUAUCGAUGAACAAGCCCGCAGAGAUUUGUGGGACACUACGCUACAUGGCCCCUGAAGUUAUGAAGGGCGAGACACCAACGAAGGCAUCCGAUGUCUAUUCGUUUGGAUGUGUUUUGUAUACCCUUUGCAGUCUCAUGGUGCCAUUCCAUAAUUUUGCAGCAAAAGAGAGCGAGCUUGGUGAAUUCAAGGUCAAGGUGAUUGCUGGUGAAAGACCAUCCCUGAAAUGCAUUUCCUGUCUCCUGGUUCGCAGCUUGAUUCAAGAUUGCUGGGCUCACGAUCCGCUUGAUCGGCCGACCUUCAACGAGAUCGUUGAAGAAAGAUUCCCUGACAUUCGCAAGGGCUUUCACAGCAACGACAAACAAAAGAAGUCCUUCAAGAGAAUCGACUCGGGUUCCUUGAAUGAUUCCAUCCACGUCUCAUUCCGAAGUGAUUCUGGAUUCACCAUCUCAACCAAGAGCUGGGUGUAA